Puntigrus tetrazona (Sumatra barb) is the source of this 4161-nucleotide messenger RNA. It is a transcript of the gene ect2, whose product is annotated as epithelial cell transforming 2. Gene Ontology annotation, cellular component: nucleus; cell cortex. The coding region runs from base 370 to 3294 and encodes 974 amino acids. Gene Ontology annotation, molecular function: GTPase activator activity; guanyl-nucleotide exchange factor activity. The record is from RefSeq and is a predicted model, not a curated record. The transcript has 26 exons. Gene Ontology annotation, biological process: intracellular signal transduction; mitotic cytokinesis; nervous system development. Lineage: Eukaryota; Metazoa; Chordata; Actinopteri; Cypriniformes; Cyprinidae.
GCCCUCAUGUUUGCUUGCUUUUUUGAAUUCAGUGAGUGUGUUGAACGGAGGCACCUAUCAAAAGAGCGUAUACAAUGGGCUUAACAUUCAAAGAAAACCUAUUUUCGUAACUUAGUCGUUUUAUUUUGCACUUUAGACAAACUUUGCGCGUCGUUGAGCGGACAGCGGUGUUUAUGUGCGCGCGCUUCAGUUUUAAUCAAUAGUUCGGCUAACAUAAACCCAGACUGCUCGGCUGGUUCAGCAGCCAGUCAGUGUUUCAUUUAUUCUUCAAAACCUUUCCAACCCAUAUCCGGACUUAUCCCAUCUUCCUACGCCUCCAGCUUUUGAUAUUCUGGACAGGACUGGGUCGCCACCCCUUGUCACAGAGCCAUGGCUGACAGCAGCAUAGUUACUUUAGGGCCGGGCCUGGUAGACUCCUCUGUAUACGACUCCCGCAUGGCCGAGACCUCAAAGGAGCAAUUUUUCAUGGGUCUACACGCAGACGAGUCAGAGGAUGUAUUGCCUAAAGUUGAGACCAGAGUGGUGUUGGUGGGAAAGGCUGGCAGUAUCGCAGAACUUGAGAAAGCUCUUCAGGCCAUCACAAUAAUGGAAGUCCCGGUGGUAAAGAUUAAAGAAGGGCAGCCGGGCACAGAGGCGCGUGAGAAAUUGAUAAAAUCCAUAGUCAAUAUGGAUAUAAACACCCCCUAUAUCAGGACUGACAAUGUCAGAGAUUUUGGUGACGGCGAAAACUGCGAGUUUGAGACGGUGUUUGUGUUAAAAGACUUCCAGGCUCCCGAAUACAGCUUCCUGUACAAGAAUGACAACCGUAUCCUGGGGCCUCCUGCCGUGAUGCACUGCGCCAGCAAGGGAGAGCCUCUGCCGUUCUCCUCCAGGCCUCUUUAUUCUAUGACCAUGCUCAACUUGUCUCUCUGCUUCACCGGAUUCCGUAAAAAAGAUGAAGUGGUUACCCUGGUAAAUCUCGUCCAUCACAUGGGUGGCACCAUCCGAAAAGACUUCGACAGCGCUAAAGUCACACACCUCAUAGCCCGCUCAACACAUGGUGAAAAAUACAGGUUGGCAGUGUGCAUGGGCACACCCAUCCUCACCCCUGAGUGGAUACACAAGGCAUGGGAGCACAGAGAUGACAUUAAUUUCCAUGCAAGCAACGAGGAGUUCCGCACCGAGUUUAAAGUCCCUCCAUUCCAGGAUUGCGUGCUAAGCUUUCUGGGCUUCUCUGAAGAGGAGAGAACCAACAUGGAGGAGAGGACACAGAAACACGGUGGACGGUUCCAGGCGGUGGGUGAUGAAAGGUGCACCCACUUGGUAGUUGAGGAGAAUAUCAUUAAAGAACUGCCCUUUACUCCCUCCAAAAGACUCUAUGUAGUGAAGCAGGAGUGGUUUUGGGGCAGUAUACAAAUGGACGCCCGUGCUGGGGAAACCAUGUACUCGUAUGAAAAGCCUGAGAGUCCUGCGAUGAAGAAGGCUGUGUCUAUGCUGUCUCUCACGACACCCAACAGUGGCCGGAAACGUCGCCGUCUUAGAGAAACAUUGGCUCAGCUCACCAAGGAGACAGAGAUUUCUCCCUUCCCACCACGCAAAAGACCCUCGGCUGAACACUCCCUGUCCAUGGGCUCGCUGCUGGACAUCUCUAACACACCUGACACCUGCAAAUCCAGCGGAGAGAAUGGCAAACUUCCCAAAAGCUCGACUCCCGCCCUCCCUAAGCAGUCAGCGCGCUGGCAGGUCUCCAAGGAGCUCUACCAAACCGAAAGCAACUACGUUGAUAUCCUGGCCACGGUCCUGCAGCUCUUCAAAUACCCCCUAGAGAAAGAAGGGCAGGUGGGCGGCCCAAUUCUAGCUCAGGAAGAGAUCAAGACCAUCUUUGGCAGUAUUCCAGACAUCUAUGAAGUGCACACGAGAAUAAAGGCGGAUCUCGAAGAGUUGGUGAUGAACUGGUCUGAAGAGAGGAGCGUAGGAGACAUUAUCCUGAAAUAUUCUAGAGAGCUGGUGAAGGCCUACCCACCGUUUGUCAACUUCUUUGAGAUGAGCAAAGAGACUAUAGUCAAAUGCGAGAGACAGAAGCCAAGGUUUCAUGCUUUCCUGAAGAUUAAUCAGGCUAAACCUGAGUGUGGCCGUCAGACUCUCGUUGAGCUUUUGAUUCGUCCCGUGCAGAGACUUCCAAGCGUUGCUCUUCUGUUAAACGACAUAAAGAAACACACAUCAGAUGACAACCCUGAUAAAGUCACCCUGGAAAAGGCCAUUGAGUCUUUAAAGGAAGUGAUGACCCACAUAAAUGAAGAUAAAAGGAAAACUGAGGGACAGAAGCAGAUUUUUGAUGUUGUUUAUGAGGUGGACGGCUGCCCUGCCAAUCUGUUGUCGUCACACCGGAGUCUGGUUCACAGGGUUGAAACCAUUGCUCUGGGAGACAAGCCCUGCGAUCGGGGAGAACAUGUCACACUCUUCCUGUUUAAUGACUGUUUGGAGAUCGCCAGGAAGAGACACAAGGUGAUAACCACGUUCCGGAGUCCACUGGGUCAGACGCGGCCGCCCGCCCAGCUCAAACACAUAGCCUUAAUGCCUCUGUCCCAGAUCAGAAGAGUCCUCGACAUUCAAGACACAGAAGAGUGUCAGAAUGCCUUUGCCCUGGUGGUGCGUCCUCCUACAGAACAGGAGAACCUGUUGUUCAGUUUCCAGCUGACGGCCGAAGACACACUCAAAUCUGCCUGGCUCAAAACUCUCUGUCGUCAAGUGGCCAACACGAUUUGCCGAGCUGAUGCGGAAGAUCUCAUUCAGAGCACCGAUCCUGACUCCGUCCAAGUGAGCACAAAGGACAUGGACAGCACGCUCAGCCGAGCGUCCAGGGCCAUCAAAAAAACGUCAAGGAAGGUCACGAGAGCAUUUUCUUUCACUAAAACCCCCAAGCGUGUUCUCCAGAGGGCCUUUUUAGCCAAUGGUACCCCAGAUGAAAAGAGUCCUGGCCCAGAUGCCGAUCACAUGGGCAGAAUGUCUAGCAGUUCCACGCUAUCUAUGUCUCGUUCUGCCUCUACGUUCAGUCUGACGGGCUCUAUUAAAAGCGCAGUGGUUCAGCGGUCAAACUCUCUGGACUAUGCACCGCGGCCCAGGGUCCCGGUGUGUGUCCGCACUCCGUGCAGUCCAGAGAGGGCCGAUGAACCUGCGGCUCCCGAAAGCCGGCUCAGACCAUCCAUCCUGUCCCUCCCAGCGGCCCAGCCCGUAGCUCCGUGCCGAGAGCUGCUGGCGCCCCCAGAGCCGCAGCGCAGGUUCCCUGGGUCCCCGCGGCGGGAGACCCUCCUGUAGGACUCUUAAAUGCUGUUCAUUCCCCAUCCAUGAUCAACCUGUCUUCUGCCUUUGAGAGGAAAUAUCAUACCUUCAGCCGAUCCACAACUCACCUGUUCUGAACUUUGCAUCCAGUGUAGUAAUUACUUUUCAUACGACGGUACCACGUCCGCCCUAUGCCUUCAGCCCAAGCCCCCCCAACUGGGUUUAUUUUACAGGUCCGGAACCCACCAAAUGAAGAACGGCUUGUGUUGAUGUCUGGGCACAUUAAAGAGACAUAACUGACAUGCUCUGAUUUUUAUUAGAUAGGUAGAGUUUUCACACAAUUAUUAACCACUGAAAGUAUUUCUUAAUGUUUUAUAUAUAGAUAGAUAGGCCCUAAUCUAAACUAAUCUAGUUUUCAGCUUUUAUAAAGCUAUACACAUCUAGCUUUUGCAUUUAAGUGUAAAUGCACUGAGCUGCCAAAGUAAGGUCUGGUCUAAACGCGGCCUUACAUUUUUGCGUACUUUUAGAAGUGAUUUUUAUUGUUGAUUUAAGGGUAUUGGUUUCUACGAGUCAAAAGAGUUGUUGCAGUAUACCUGACAUAUUUAUUCUCCAGAAUCACUUCUAUAUGUAAAUCUUUCCUUCUGUCUAUAUUUAUGUGUAAAUAUUGUAUUUUUCCACUUUGUGAUUUUCAUACUAAUAAUAGUUUGUCUUCUUGCUUGUAUCUUUUGUAGUCACUGCACUUAUGUCAAAUGUAUUCAUGUUUUACGUUCGUCUGUAAAAGGGAUUCUUAUAAUGUCUUUGCCUACUGCAGAUUUGUUUGGAGUGGGUGGUUUUAUGUUAUUGGUUUGACUACUUUUGAAGGUGACUUCAUUUAUUCUUGAUCAAUAAAAGAAGCAUAAAGCC